Molecule: messenger RNA, 2444 nt
Organism: Episyrphus balteatus (marmalade hoverfly)
Lineage: Eukaryota; Metazoa; Arthropoda; Insecta; Diptera; Syrphidae
Product: metabotropic glutamate receptor-like protein P
Exons: 3
Coding region: 732-1559 (275 amino acids)
Biological process (GO): regulation of lipid biosynthetic process
Cellular component (GO): cytosol
Source: RefSeq, a predicted model, not a curated record
AUACGCACUUUCAAAUAAAACCAAACCACCAACUGUCAACGUAUGUCAUUCAAUAACCUACUCUCGGUCGUGGUUGGUGCGCUUUUUUUCUCUCUGUGUUCUUGAAUUGAAUUAUAUAUUUUUUCUACCCUACAUUAUUCGAGAAAUAUCAAAAAUUUAAUGUUUUUUUUUGAUUGUUUGAUCUGAAAUAAUCAAUAAAAUUCAUAAGAAAUUAACAAAAAACCAAAAUAAUUACCCACUACCAAAAAAUACAAAAAAAAAAUUGUAUUUUUGACAAUUCACUCAAGUGUUUGUGAAAAAUUAAGGCACAGUCAGCAAUCAAUCUUGUCAGCAAACACAAAAUUUUAUUUUGUUUUGUUAUAAACUAAAAAUUCAAUCUUUUAUUUGAUUUUCUGUCUUAAUCCAGUUUUUUUGGUUUCCAUUUUUUGUAUGUGUCUUGUGUGUUCGUCUUCUCGUCAAGUUGUGUGAAUAUCUACAAAAAAAAAAACCAAAAAUUCCUCUCAAGUGACCGUGAAUUGUAUAUUGAGUUGAGUUUCAUAGCAAAAGAAACAACACGCGCGCUCAAUAAAAUUUCUAACAAAAAAAAAAAAAAUAUUUUUUUUUUUUCAAGUGAAUUUGAAAAAAAAAAUAUCCAAAUUGCACAAAGUAAUUUAUUUACUUCAAAAAUAAAUAAAAAUUCCAUCUAAAAGGAAUUGAAAUCAACAAAAAAAAUAUCAAAACACACAGGAAAAAUGAGUGGAUACACGGAUUUAGAUAAAAUCGAAAAUAGUCGAAGCUGCCUUCGACGUAUUGCCCGCCAUGAUGAGCAACAAUUUUCAAAAGACAGUAUUGUUAAUGUGAUGGAGAAGUUUGUUAAAACUGUAAAUCAAAUGGAUGAGACAAUUUUGGUGCCAUGCAGGCUCAUGGAUAGACAGGUUGGCGACUCAACAGAUAUUGUCCAAGCACCAUCAAAAAAUUCCACCUCAAAUCAACUCACAUUAAAUAAUACAUUCGAUUGCAAUGGCAAAGCGCACAAAAAACGUUCCAAGAAUAUCCAUGAGUUCCUCAAUUCAGCUGAAUUAUUUAACUUGUACACUACCUUAAAUUCACUGAAAAAUGAUUUACUCUGGAAUCGUACCGAUGAUAAUGAAGAAGAUGAAGGUAUCAAUCGAUCAGAAGAAAAUUCCAUCAAUAAUGAAUUGAGUAGUAAUUCUGGAUCAACAAAUUCAUUAUCAUCACCAGCUUCAUCAACAUCGUCAUCAAGUAAUACAUCAACAACAAUUAAAGGGCAUGUACGUCGGCCGUCAACAGCUUCAAUGACCUCAACGACAUCUGUGAGCAAUUUGAGUGAUUCAGAAAGUGAAAUCUCAAAUGAAAAUGAUUCCGGUGUUGAAUCGGAGGGUAAUUGUGGAAAUAGUCAGAAGGGUGUUUCAUCAAAAACUGCCAGUACUGAUAAAGCUACCGAAUUGGCAAGGCAAUGUAGAAGACAUUUGGCUGGGCUAUACCAUUGUCUGGAACAAAUGACAGAAGCUUCAAACUACCUGACGGCUAGAUACCAAAAUGAUAUUGGACCCGUUUAAAAAUAUAUAAAUAAAAAUAUUUUAAAAAUAACCAAAAUGGAGUCAACUAGCAUAAAUAUUUUUGUCUAAUUACAAAAAAAAAGACAACAAAAUUAAAGAAAGAAACAAAAAAAUUGGAAAAUAAUAUGAAAACACAGGUUAAAAACGCUGUGUUUUGAAAUAUUUCAUAUUUCAAAAACAUUAAAAAAAUAUAUAAAUAUGAAUUAAGAGUGAGAGACCAAUACUAUCUCUCUUUCUCUCUCUCGCUCUUCUGCCAAAUAUUAUUCUUCUGUUUCUCUUAUUCGCUAUUGUCCUCUCUCUCGUUCUCUUUUGAGAUUUUCUUUCUCUUUCUAACCGAUACAAAUUUUUUUUUGUAAAAAAAAAAAAACAAAUACUAGAGCCACAUUUACCUACACAGCUAUGACAGAUAAAGAUAAAUCUCUAAAAAGUAAAAAAAAAUUGUUUAGAUUCUUUGCACAAAAAAAGAUUAAACAAAAUAAUUAAAAAAAAAAAAGAAUAAAAGAAUCUUAUAGUAAACUUAUGGUUGGGGAAUGUUUUAAGUGAAAUAUUAUUUUUUGGGUGAUUUUCUCUUUCAAUCGUGAGUGAAGAAAAAGACUGAAUGCGUUUGUUUAUAAUUUUAAUGCUUAGAAUAGAAAAUAAAUAAAUAAAAAAAUAUUUUAAUUUUAAUAAAUUAAAUAGUUUUUUAUUUGUUUAAACCGAAUAAUUAAUUCUGUGUGCGGAUAAUUUUUAUUGAUUUAUAUUUUAUUUUUUUAUAUUUGGGUAAAGGGUGGCUCUGGGAAAUUAUAUAUAAACAUAGCAUUCCUAUCUCACAUUGUGAGAUUAUGAUUUAAUAAAUAAAAAAAAAAUUAAUUAAAUCGGCAAAAUUCUUACCAAAAAAAUCUAAAA